This is a messenger RNA of Mugil cephalus (flathead mullet), 3400 nucleotides long. Its product is annotated as NLR family CARD domain-containing protein 3-like. Gene Ontology annotation, molecular function: protein binding. The record is from RefSeq and is a predicted model, not a curated record. The transcript is spliced from 8 exons. NCBI's taxonomy places the organism in Eukaryota, Metazoa, Chordata, Actinopteri, Mugiliformes, Mugilidae.
GAUCUAAAAGCAGAAACUCUCCUGUAUCCAGCUGUGUCCAUGGAGGGAGACGAGUCUAAGAGUCCACCUGGACAGCAGUCAGCUGAUCACAGGAACCUUCAGCAAAGAUCAGAUCCCUCUGGAAUCACAUCUGUGUCCAUGAAGAGUGACCGGUCUAUGGGUCGACUUAUUGACUUCAAAGAUGAACAGCAGUCAGCUGAUCCAAGACUUCAGCAGCAGAUCUCAGUGGUUUCCAGUCAUCAGUCUGAGCAGCAGCAUCACAAAGAACUGGACUCCAUAUUCAUGCUGCUGGAGGAGAACAUGGUCAGUUUUAUGAAGAAGGAGCUGAAGAAGAUCCAGAAGGUUGUGAGUCCAGAUUACCCAGAAUGCUCAGAGAGUCAGAAGGAGGAUGAAGAGGUGUUGGAGGGUGAGGAUGAAGAGCAGAGGAGGAGCAGCAGAGAUUUAUUCCUGAAGAUGACAGUGAACUUCCUGAGGAGAAUGAAUCAGGAGGAGCUGGCUGACUGUCUGCAGAGCAGAGCCCAUGCCAAGACUCAACCGUGCAACAUACAACUUAAAUCUGCUCUGAAGAAGAAGUUCCAGUGUGUGUUUGAGGGGAUUGCUAAGGCUGGAAACUCAGCCCUGCUGAAUGAGAUCUACACAGAGCUCUACAUCACAGAGGGAGGGACUGCAGAGGUCAAUGAUGAACAUGAGGUCAGACAGAUUGAAACAGCAUCCAGGAAACCAGACAGACCAGAAACAAGCAUCAGACAAGAAGACCUCUUUAAAGCCUCACCUGGAAGACAUGGACCAAUCAGAAGAGUGAUGACAAAGGGAGUGGCUGGCAUUGGGAAAACAGUCUUAACACAGAAGUUCACUCUGGACUGGGCUGAAGACAAAGCCAACCAGGACAUCCUCUUCAUAUUUCCAUUGACUUUCAGAGAGCUGAAUGUGGUGAAAGAGAGAAAGUUCAGCUUGGUGGAACUUGUUCAUCACUUCUUCACUGAAACCAAAGAAGCAGGAAUCUGCAGCUUUGAAGACUUCCAGGUUGUGUUCAUCUUUGACGGUCUGGAUGAGUGUCGACUUCCUCUGGACUUCCACAAGACUGAGAUCCUGACUGAUGUUACAGAGUCCACCUCAGUGGAUGUGCUGCUGACAAACCUCAUCAGGGGGAAACUGCUUCCCUCUGCUUGCCUCUGGAUAACCACACGACCUGCAGCAGCCAAUCAGAUCCCUCCUGAGUGUGUUGACAUGGUGACAGAAGUCAGAGGGUUUACUGAGCCCCAGAAGGAGGAGUACUUCAGGAAGAGGUUCAGAGAUGAGGAGCAGGCCAGCAGGAUCAUCUCCCACAUCAAGACAUCACGAAGCCUCCACAUCAUGUGUCACAUUCCAGUCUUCUGCUGGAUCACUGCUACAGUUUUGGAGGAUGUGUUGGAAACCAGAGAGGGAGAAGAGCUGCCCAAGUCCCUGACUGAGAUGUACAUCCACUUCCUGGUGGUUCAGGCCAAAGUCAAGAAGGUCAAGUAUGAUGGAGGAGCUGAGACAGAUCCACUCUGGGAUAAAAAGAGCAGGAAGAUGAUUGAGUCUCUGGGAAAACUGGCUUUUGAUCAGCUGCUGAAAGGAAACCUGAUCUUCUAUGAAUCAGACCUGACAGAGUGUGGCAUCAAUAUCAGAGCAGCAUCAGUGUACUCAGGAGUGUUCAGAAGGAUCUUUAAAGAGGAGACAGUCCUGUACCAGGACAAGGUGUUCUGCUUCGUCCAUCUGAGCGUUCAAGAGUUUCUGGCUGCUCUUCAUGUCCAUCUGACCUUCAUCAACUCUGGAGUCAACCUGAUGGAAGAACAAACUACAUCUCUGUGGUCUAAACUAUUCAGAAACAAACCUGAACUAACAUGUCUCCAUCGGAGUGCUGUGGACAAGGCCUUACAGAGUCCAAAUGGACACCUGGACUUGUUCCUCCGCUUCCUCCUGGGUCUUUCACUGCAGACCAAUCAGACUCUCCUACGAGGCCUGCUGACACAGACAGGAAGUAGCUCACAGACCAAUCAGGAAACAGUCCAGUACAUCAAGAAGAAGAUCAGUGAGAAUGUGUCUGGAGAGAGAAGCAUCAAUCUGUUCCACUGUCUGAAUGAACUGAAUGAUGGUUCUCUAGUGAAGGAGAUCCAACAGUCCCUGAGAUCAGGACGUCUCUCCACAGAUAAACUGUCUCCUGCUCAGUGGUCAGCUCUGGGCUUCAUCUUACUGUCAUCAGGAGAAGAUCUGGAUGAGUUUGACCUGAAGAAAUACUCUGCUUCAGAGGAGGCUCUUAUGAGGCUGCUGCCAGUGGUCAAAGCCUCCAACAAAGCUCUGCUGAGCAGUUGUAACCUCUCAGAGAGAAGUUGUGAAGCUCUGUCCUCAGUUCUCAGCUCCCAGUCCUCCAGUCUGAGAGAGCUGGACCUGAGUAACAACAACCUGCAGGAUUCAGGAGUGAAGCUGCUGUCUGCUGGACUGGAGAGUCCUCACUGUAAACUGGAAACUCUCGGGUCAGGAUACAGCUGCUUGUUGAUCAGUUAAAUCCUGAUUUAGGUUCAUGUUGGUGCACAAGUUUUCAAGGAUUUUCCUUCUUCUUCUUGAGUUUCUGAUAUGUUUUCUAUCUCCAGUCUGUCAGGUUGUCUGAUCACAGAGGAAGGAUGUUUUUCUCUGGCCUCAGCUCUGAGCUCCAACCCCUCCCAUCUGAGAAAGCUGGACCUGAGCUACAACCAUCCAGGAGACAAGGGAGUGAAGCUGCUGUCCGCUGGACUGGAGGAUCCACUCUGGAGACUGGACACUCUCAGGAUGGACCAUGGUGGAGAGCAGAGAUUAAAACCUGGUCUGAGGAAGUAUUUCUGUGAACUUGAAGUCGACACAAACUCAGUUAGUAGAAACCUCAAACUAUCUGACAACAACAGGAAGGUGACACAUGUGAAGGAGGAGCAGCCAUAUCCUGAUCAUCCAGACAGAUUUAACUACUGGAAUCAGCUGCUGUGUAGAAAUGUUGUGACUGGUCGAUGUUACUGGGAGGUUGAGUGGAGAGGAGACGUUUAUAUAUCAGUGAGUUACAGAGGAAUCAGAAGGAAAGGAGACACAAAUGACAGCUGGUUUGGAUGUAAUGAUCAGUCCUGGAGUCUGAGCUGCUCUGAUGAUGAUGGUUACUAUGUCUGUCACAAUAACAGAUCAACAUCCAUCCCCUCGUCCUCUGUCUCUAACAGAGUAUCAAUGUAUGUGGACUGUCCUGCUGGAACUCUGUCCUUCUACAGAGUCUCCUCUAACAAACUGAUCCACCUGUACACCUUCAACACCACAUUCGCUCAACCUCUCUCUCCUGGAUUUAGAUUGUGGUCUCCUGGUUCCUCAGUGUCUCUGUGUUCUCUGUAGGAAGGAGAGUCUUUGAAGUGACAGCAGCUUCAAC